Messenger RNA from Dendrobium catenatum, 3184 nucleotides. RefSeq names its product zinc finger CCCH domain-containing protein 4. Gene Ontology annotation, molecular function: ATP binding; RNA binding; metal ion binding. Gene Ontology annotation, cellular component: nucleolus; intracellular anatomical structure. The record is from RefSeq and is a predicted model, not a curated record. Gene Ontology annotation, biological process: maturation of SSU-rRNA from tricistronic rRNA transcript (SSU-rRNA, 5.8S rRNA, LSU-rRNA). Lineage: Eukaryota; Viridiplantae; Streptophyta; Magnoliopsida; Asparagales; Orchidaceae.
GGAAAAGCUCUCAGGUUCCUCUCUUCCUUCUUGAAGAAAAUAUGUUGCCUGUUUUGUGCACACAGCCAAGAAGGUUCGCAGUAGUCGCUAUUGCAAGGAUGGUUGCUAAUGCCAGAAACUGUGAUGUAGGAGAUGAGAUUGGAUAUCAUAUUGGCCAUUCAAAUGUCUCAGACAAGACAUCGUCAAGAUCAAAAAUUGUUUUCAAGACUGCUGGUGUUGUGUUGGAGCAGAUGCGUGAUAAGGGAUUGGCUGCCAUGAAGUAUAAGGUUAUUAUUCUUGAUGAAGUACAUGAACGGUCUGUGGAGUCAGAUCUUGUUCUUGUUUGUGUUAAACAGUUUAUGAUGAAAAACAAGGAUUUGAGGGUGGUAUUGAUGUCUGCUACAGCUGAUAUUGCAAGAUAUAGGGAUUACUUCAAAGAUCUUGGGAGGGGUGAAAGGGUUGAAGUGAUUGCAAUUCCAUCUGCACCUCGGGAUGGCAUCUUCCAAAGAAAAGUUUUCUAUCUUGAACAGGUUGCAGAACUUCUUGAUAUAAAUACACAAGCUUUGUCAGAUCGAUAUUGUUCAGGAUCAAGCCCUGAAUAUGCUGAUGCGGAUCUGAAACCAGAACUUCAUGCUCUUAUUCAUAAGUUAAUUUUAUUCAUUAAUCAAACUGAACCUGAUAUUGAAAAGAGCCUACUAGUUUUCCUUCCAACUUAUCAUGCUCUAGAGAAGCAGUGGGAUCUUUUGAGACCUUUUUGGUCUCUGUUCAGGGUUCAUAUUCUUCAUCGUAGUAUUGAUACUGAUCAAGCACUCUUGGCCAUGCGAACUUGCAACUCUCAUCGGAAGGUGAUACUCGCCACAAAUAUUGCUGAAUCAUCAGUCACUAUUCCAGGUGUGGCUUUUGUCAUUGACUCAUGUAGAUCAUUACAAGUCUUUUGGGAUCCUAAUAGAAAAAUGGAUUCUACUGAACUCGUUUGGGUGUCAAAGUCUCAGGCUGAACAACGCAAAGGAAGAACGGGUCGAACAUGUGAUGGUUUCAUUUAUCGCCUGGUCACACGGUCAUUUUACAACCAUCUGAAAGAUCAUGACUUUCCAGCAAUAUUAAGACUAUCAUUGCGACAACAGGUGCUAAUGAUUUGUUGUGCAGAAUCUAAAGUUAUCAAUGAUCCGAAAGUGUUGUUGCAGAAGGUUCUUGAUCCACCAGAUCCUGAAACAGUUGAAGAUGCUCUUAGUUUGCUUGUUCAUAUUCAUGCGCUGGAAAAAAUCCAUUCUCACCGGGGGCGCUAUGAACCAACAUUCUAUGGACGGUUGUUGGAUAGCUUGCCAUUGUCCUUUCACGCGUCUCUACUUGCACUCAAGUUUGGUGAGAUUGGAUUCUUAAGAGAAGGAAUUCUGAUCAGCAUAUUAAUGGAUAUCCAGCCUUUGCCGAUACUGCAACCUUUUGGGCAACAAAUCUUGUGUACACAGUAUGUGAAUAGCUACUUUGGCGGCAAGAACAGUGCCUUUCUGCUAAACGGAAAGAAAGAGUUAUUGUUUAUGGCAAACUUGUGUGCCUACCAGUUUUGGCAGCGUGUUUUCAAGGAUAAACUUCGUCUAGAACGACUAAAGCAGGUUGUCAAAGUUAAUGAUGUUAAAUCAUCUGGAACUCUAAUCACUAAGGUUGAAGAGGAAUGGUGCUUGUUCCACAAUCUUUUGUGGGGGUCAUUGCAUCAUAUCUCUGAUAUUUAUGAUGAUAUAAUUAACGGUUUGCACCGUUUCCGCCCGGAUUUUUUUGUAAGCAAUGAAUUUCCAACUUACCAUGAACCUUAUGCAUUUAAACAUACUUGCCUUUUGCAAUCCAAGACUUUUGAGGAUGGUUAUGUCCCCAUAGUAAAUGAGGUGGCUGAUUCUUAUGACAAUGAAAAUAGAGACUCUUCUGGUGCAACAAGAUGUCUUCUUGUACCAUUUGUUGGUCCAGGAGACUUUCAAUCUUCAACAGUCGCUGAAACGUUCAGGGCCCUAAUAAAAGAGAUAAGGAUGCAGUAUUUAGAUGAUGCUACUGAGCAUCAAGGUCAAACUGUUGGUGGCAUCAUCUCAAAAUCAACGGAAGCAACUAUAUGCAAAUUCUUUCUUAAUGGAAGUUGCAACAGAGGCGAUGAAUGCUAUUACUCUCAUUCGCUUCAAGCCAGAAAACCUUUAUGCAAGUUUUUUCUUACGUUUCAGGGAUGUCGUUAUGGAGAUUCCUGUUUCUUUUUGCAUGAUUAUGGCCCCAGGAUUUUAUCGGGUACUGCAUCCAGUGGCUGUUUUCAAGAAGAUGAAAUUACUUCUUAUUCGUUUCUAAAACUUCUGCCUUCAACUGCUGAUGGUUGUGUGCUUGUGUUCAACGAUAAAAAUUUGCAUUUUACAUCAAAUCUUUCACAAUUUAGUCCAAACAAGAUAAUUGCUACGACUGCACAUCCAGAUUCUUCAUGCAUAAGUGCUUUUCCUACUGGUGUCAGGGUACUAUGGAAUGUCAGACAACCUUGUCAAUCUAUCAUUGAAACUAAAGGCGAUAUCCCAUGGAAAGAAGUUAAUUCAGUGUUAUGGUUUGCUGAUUAUGAGGCUGAGGAUUCAGAAAUCCAAUUCCGUGCAUUGCAGAACUUUUUAGAGCUUCUUGCUGUUCGAAUUUUGGCUGACAGCUUGUCCAGGAUACGGCUAAUCAUCAUAAUGAACAACAUCAGGUUUGCCCAGUGUCAGGUUGAAAGGCUAGCCAGGGAUUGUUUCUUUUUCCUCACCGAGUCGGCUCCAUUUGACGAGGCAACUUUUGGUAGGUUCUCAGAUUCCUGUAUUGCAAGGCCCAUGCAGGCAUGUAGACCAAUCUGUUAUGCUUUUGAAAUGGUUCCUCCUACUGAUAUCCAAUUUGGUGAUUAUGCUGCUGCACUUCACAUUGGUCUAUACAACAAUCAAUGAAGCUGGCAACUUUCAUUUAUUGUGAAGCCAUAUUUUUAUGUUAAUGUAAUUCGACAUGCAUUAGGGAACCGCUUUUGUCUUAAUUUUGUACAGGGAGUCCGCUUCUCUUGUCCGAUUACUGCAUUAGGUUGACUAUCUGCCUCUGGAGUUCAUUAGGUUAUAUAUAUAUACAUUAGUUGUGUUUAAGCUAUUCUUGUAUCGUUUGUUCUGACUUAAAUAGGCACAUGGAUUAAUUUAGUAAAAUAUAAAGCAUGAUGUCUUGAGCUCAGCCUUAAAAA